GUUGCUUUAAUGAGGUGACCUCCCUGUGUGUGUACUUCUCCCUGUGUUGGAGCUGCGGUGCGUGACGGGUCAGUCUAUUACUGUACUUCUAAAAGCACACUCCUGCUCAGAGGUUCCCUGUUGAGAAAAAAAUGAACCUGCCGUCCAGAGAGGAGUGCGAGGGGUGGGACCCGGCGCAAGUAGCCUUCUUCAUGUGCAAGAACAAAAUGCAAGAAUGUGCUACCACCGUAAACAGACUGAGAAUUAAUGGACAAAGACUUCUGGGGAGCAGUAUGCCUUCACUGCAAUCGGUCUGCCUGAAAAGCAGCAGAAAAGGAAGGCAAGGCAAGUUUGUACAGCACGUUUCAACAACAAGACAAUUCAAAGUGCUUUACACGAACCUGUCUGACAGUGACAUGAGCAAGUUUAGUCUCAUCCACCGACCGCAGCUUCAGAAGAUCGUUCAAGACAUCAAGAAAAAUGAUGGCAGUUUACUGAAUAAACUGAGAAGACUGAAAAGCAAACCACUUCCAAAAGUACCUGCAAGAGAUUAUAGAGAUGAUGGCAGGGACAGUGAUGACCAAAUGUCUGAACCUGAUUAUGAUAAUGACAUGUUUGAGGACCAGGAUGACAGCUACGAGCCUCCUCCCAGUCACAAAGUCUUCACCACAGCUCCUUCUGCUUCCUUCCAGAGGGGGGAGUAUCUUGACAACUGCCAUAACCGGCCCCACCGGCCACCCAGGAAGCCCCUCCGCCCAGGCAAAGCUUCCAAACAACUGCCCCCUGAACCCACCCACGUGGAGAGUGAUGAUGAAGAAGACUACAUCAGUCCAGAUGGCAGUAAUGAUGAUGACAACUAUGUAGAACCUGCAGAGAAUCCAGCUUCCAAUCCUGUGAUGCAUGGUGGGAGCAGAGCAGAGAGAGACCGACCCAUGUUGCCUACACCUUUACCAGGGCGUUCACCCAGUCCUGAUGUUUAUGAAGUUCCUGACAAAGAGGAGAACUCAUUAUCUCUUCCGGCAAGCAGACUGUGUCCAAUCCCCACAAUACACUCACAUUCUUUACCACCUAAACCCAGCCCCAGACUGAAUGUGAGGAGAUCUCCUACUACUGUCCAGGAGCCCACGGGCAAUGAUGAAUAUGAAGUUUGUGAUCCAAAUGAUAGUUCCAGUGAUAAACCUGCAGAGGGUCCUCCUCUACUCCUGCCCAAACCUUCGCCCAGAGAGAAGUCACCAAAACCACCUUUAAAGCCGAGGCCAGAUUUGAAACCUAGGGAAUUUGAAAGCCGAACGCUGCCUGUGAUGCAAACUGACAAGAAGCCUCCACCGAAAACUUUUACACUGGACUUGAAACGACCAAAAAUUCCUCUUCCUCACUCUACCUCUCCCAAACCAACUGACAGAGGAAGUGUUUCUGCUGAAAAUGGGUCAAAAGACCAAGAUAAGGAUGCAGACAUGUAUAAGAAAUCCUGGUAUGCCAGCACAUGUGACCGCAAGACUGCCGACGAUGCCUUGGUCCGCUCGAAUAAAGACGGGGCAUUUAUUGUGAGGAAGAGCUCCGGUCAGGACACACAGCAGCCCUACACAUUAGUGGUGUUCUACAAGGGCAGAGUGUACAACAUCCCAGUCCGCUUCAUACCAACAACUCAGCAGUACGCUCUGGGAAGAGAGAAGAAAGGAGAGGAGUAUUUCAGCAGCGUCUCCCACAUCAUCGAGAACCACCAGAGGAACCCUCUGGUGCUGAUUGACAGCCAGAGCAACACCAAGGACACCACCAAACUGUGCUACCCUGUGAGGCCCUAGAUGACUCUCACUGACGGCAAACAGCCAAGGGAUUGGACUUGUGCAUCCCAACCCGCUGUGUUUACUGUCAGACUGUUUACAGAGAUCAUUAUCUGACGCUUUUCUCCCCCUUCCUUUUUAAUUUGAGGCCCUGUCAACAGGACUGUGUGCUGGACCUGCCUGCAUUGCUGGCCAUGCAGAGCUAAAGUAGCAGUGACUCAAAAGACUUUUUAACUCAUGUGUUUUAUUAAGAUGUUUUUUUUUUUAAUGCUCAGUCAGUAAAUUAAUGCAAGGAAUGAGAUGAGUUGCUGUAGCUGAAAGAAGCUGGUAGACAAAUAAUUUGUUUAUGACAGCAAUACUUUGGGGGAGCCAAAAACACAAGGUUGUAUAUUUUCUUUUGUAUUAAUAAAACUCCUCUCUUAUGUUGUUUAA
Messenger RNA from Siniperca chuatsi (mandarin fish), 2192 nucleotides. RefSeq names its product B cell linker (gene blnk). Lineage: Eukaryota; Metazoa; Chordata; Actinopteri; Centrarchiformes; Sinipercidae. The record is from RefSeq and is a predicted model, not a curated record. The transcript has 25 exons. Gene Ontology annotation, biological process: cell surface receptor protein tyrosine kinase signaling pathway; intracellular signal transduction. Bases 132 to 1781 code for a protein of 549 amino acids.